Molecule: messenger RNA, 12610 nt
Organism: Trichomycterus rosablanca
Lineage: Eukaryota; Metazoa; Chordata; Actinopteri; Siluriformes; Trichomycteridae
Gene: ankrd11
Product: ankyrin repeat domain 11
Exons: 11
Coding region: 248-8587 (2779 amino acids)
Biological process (GO): anatomical structure morphogenesis
Molecular function (GO): protein binding
Source: RefSeq, a predicted model, not a curated record
AGCCGAACUAUGAACUGCGUUUUCCGAAAUGCCGCGGGUUUAGCAGAGCGAUCAAAGCUCACCCAGCAUUAAAGGGCAUCGCUAAGGGAGUCAGGCAGCCAGGCUGAGCCUAAUGGCUGGAAACGGAUCGCUUGAUGUUGGGCGAGCGAGACGGGCGAGCAGGUGCUAAUGUCUCUUUCUCCCCUCAGACGGUCGAUGACGACGCGAUGGAGGCGUGAAUGUGGUUUGGCGUGGCGAGAGCUGUACGAUGCCCAGGGGUGGGGGUUCUAAAACCCCCCAGCGCGAGGACUUCCCACUCAGCACCGACAUGGUGGAAAAGCAGGGUGGGAAGAAGGACAAAGAUAAAGGCUCGUCAAACAAGACUCCUAAACUGGACCGCGGCGAUGGCGUCAAAGAGAUGAAAGAGAAAGCUCCUAAGAGGAAGCUGCCCUUUACAGUCGGAGCCAAUGGAGACCAGAAUAAUUCAGACUCAGAGAAGCAAGGUCCGGAGCGGAAACGCAUCAAAAAGGAGCCCACCAACACCAGGAAGCCAAGCCUGCCGUUCGGAAUGGGCAUGCCAGGGAUCCGGGCCGGGUACCCGCUGUCGGAGCGGCAGCAGGUGGCUCUUCUCAUGCAGAUGACAGCGGAGGAGUCAGUAAACAGUCCAGACACAACACCAAAGCAUCAGUCACAGUCGAAUCUGGGUCAGAAGGGAACGCCAAACUCGGCCUCAAAAACCAAAGACAAAGUAAACAAGCGGAACGAGAGGGGCGAGACGCGGCUGCACCGGGCGGCCAUCCGGGGCGAGGUGCGCCGCAUCAAGGAGCUCAUCAGCGAGGGAGCUGAUGUGAAUGUAAAAGACUUUGCAGGCUGGACUGCACUGCAUGAGGCGUGCAACAGAGGUUUUUAUGAAGUGGCCAAGCAGCUGCUGGCAGCAGGGGCCGAGGUCAACACCAAGGGUCUGGAUGAUGAUACGCCUCUACAUGAUGCCUCAAACAACGGUCACUUUAAAGUCGUAAAGUUGCUUUUGAGAUACGGAGGAGAUCCUUGUCAGAGCAACAGGAGAGGGGAGACGCCGCUGAAGGUCGCAAACUCUCCAACGAUGCUUAAUCUGUUGCUGGGAAAAGGCACGUACACCUCUAGUGAGAGCUCAUCAGAAUCUUCAGAGGAGGAAGACGCUCCGUCGUUCGCCCCAUCAAGCUCCAUCGACGGCAAUAACACAGACUCGGAGUUCGAAAAGGGCUUAAAGCUGAAGGGGAAGCCCCUGGACCCGCCCAAAUCCGUCACCACACCCGUAAAGGACGAAUACGAGUUCGACGAGGACGACGAGGAGGAGCGCGUCCCGCCCGUCGACGACAAGCACUUGCUGAAGAAAGACUUCCGGAAGGAUCCCGUCAGCAAGCCCAACAGCUUAAUUUCCGUCCCCAAGAUGGAGGUGAAAACCUACUCCAAAAGCAACUCGCUCACACCAAAGAAGUCUGCGCGGCGAAUACUGUCAGACAGCAACAGCUCGGACGAAGACGACCGGACGUUAUGUUUCACGCCCACACCCACACCCAGGCAACCGGCUGCUCAAAGCAACGCCAAGAGCAGAGACUCUUCCACGCUCUGCUCCAAGCAGCAGAAAGACAAAAGCAAAGUCAAGAAAAAGAGAAAGAAGGAGAUGAAAAAUAACAUCAGUAAGGAGGUGCGGUUUAACAAAGUCAACAACAAGUUCUGCACCUCGGACUCCGAGACGUGCGACGUGGAGAGCGAGGACGACAAGGCCUCCAUGCCGAGUUCGAACUGCGCGAAGGAUUCCGCGACUUUGAGCCUUAAAGAGUUCGGCUCGCUCUCCGUGUCGUCUUCGUUGUCUUCUCACGGGAGCUUGGGCUCUCAGAAGCAAACGCCUUCUCUGGCCGAGCAACACCCGAAGCAGUGGAGGACAGACGGCUGGAAGACUGUUUCAUCCCCGACUUGGUCUGAUAACAGUUCCCUGUCCGAUUCGGUCAGGACCAGGCUUUCCAGCGAGUCGGACUAUUCCUCUGCGGACUCGAGCGUGGAGUCUGUAAAGCAGGUAAAGAAGAAGGCGCAAGAGAAAAGGAAAAACAACACGCAUGCCAAAAACUCAGUUGAUGGAACUGCCUCGAAAACGGACAAAGACGGGAAAGUGUUAAAAAAACACAAAGUUAAACAUAAACACAAAAACAAGGAGAAAGAGAAGGUUCAAACUCUAGUCCUGAACCAAGACAUGAAUGAGAAGUUUGUCAAGAGCAUUUCCUUCGACUUCGAGGACUCUCGGCAAGAGUCACCUUCUGAAAAUAAAGUCAAACUCUCCAAGCAUGACAAAGAUCAUUUUAAGAAGGAAGAUAGGCUUUCAAAAAGCAAAACGGAAGACAAAGACUGGUCAGGCAAAGAAGUUCAGAGAGUUUCAAAAGAGGAAAAAUCCAAGAAACCAAAGGAAUCCACCAAGGACAGAGCGAGCAAAGAGGAGAAGGACAAACCUUUAAAAACUGAAAAGGAGAAAGGCUUGAAGCUCAAAGAGAAGCCGAAGGAGGAGAAACAAAAAAUCCACAAAGAGGAAAAAAAGAAAAAGUCCAAGGACAAAUCUCUGAAAGCAGAAAAGAGGAACGAGCAGAGAGAGGAGAAGCAUUUCAAGUCAGAGAAGGAAAAAACUGUGAGAGAUGAAAAGCCGAAGAAGGAUAAGAUCACUAAAGAAGAGCCAGACUAUGAAGACUACGACAUUAAAAAUCAUUUCAUAGAGGACGCCAAGAUGAGCGCGUCAGAUCAUGAAAACUGGCAGUCUGACCAUUCCUCGGACAGCUCUCUCUACGAAGACGACAGCUGGGAUUCUCCCAUCAAAGAAUACAGAGCGAACAACACCGUAAAGCUAAUAGUGGAGACGAUGAAAGAAGAAAAUCGGGACAGGAAGAAGGAAAACAAAGUCAAAGACAAGAAGUCAGAGCAUGGAGACAAGCGCUCGGAAAAAGAAGCUACAUCCAAGAAAAAAGAAAGGGAGUGCUCUGACAAAGGCAUGGAAAAGAAAAAAGACUGGACGGACAAACAGAAACUCAACUCCGGUCACUCGGAAAAGGAAAAGAAGCGAAAAGAAUCAGCUGACGGCGUGGUCAAGGAGAAGAAAGAAAAGGAGUCCGUUGACGUUAUUCGAGACAGAAAAGAUUCCUAUGACUUCACCAAGGAGCGAAAAGACUUCAAAAUAAAACAAGAAAGCUUAAGAGAUGACUAUGGGAACGAGACCUUCUUUAAAGACAAACUGGAGAACGAACCAACUCCUAAGUCAGAUCUCAGAGAGAGGAACCAUUCGGGAAAAGAAAAAGAGAAGAAAGGAGAUUGUGUUGAAAAGAAAGACAAGCUGAAAGGUGAAAAACACAAAGAUAAGCCUAAAGAUCGAAGUCUGGACCAGGAGAAACCUGAGAAAAUCUCGUCUGAGAGAUCUCUAAAAGAAAAAGACAUCGACCGGAGCUCUAAAGACAAGAAGGAAGGCGCUAAAGAUAAACACAAAGAUUCUUACGGCAAAGAGAAGGAGAGGAAGACCUCAUCUGAGCAGAGUAAAGACAAGAAAGAAAAAACAUCCCAGGACAAACAUGCAGAAAGAGAAAAGGACUUCCUCGAGGUUAAAAAGGAAGAAAAGAAACCUGAGAAGGUCCGGGAGAAAACAUGGUAUAAAAUUGAGGACAUUUUCACAGAUGAGAGCGAAGAUGAAAAUGACAACAUGAACAACUGGUUUGAUGAGUUAUUCCUGACCACACCUGACCGGGAUGACCCGGACGUCCCAACAGAUAAGCACAGGAAGUACUCCGGCGAGGUGAAACAACACUCCAUAGAAAAUAAAAAAGAAAAGGAACAUAAAGAGAAGAAGAAGGAGAAGACCAGCUUUGAAGCAGGAAAAGAAAGAAAAGGUUCCAUGGAAAAACACAAAGAUAAGAAAGACAAGGAGAUGACUGAUGUGAAACACAAGGACCGCAAAGACAGGGCGUCUGUGGACUCCAAUCAGGACAAGAAGAACCGACAGAAACCAACAGACAAGAGGGAGACCACUGAGGAGAAAAGCAAAAGCAAACAUAAGGACAAGCCAGACCACUUAAAAGAUCGAAAACCUUCCAAGGGGAGCGGCGAGAAUGAGAAAUCGUUGCUGGAGAAGCUGGAAGAGGAGGCCAUGAACGAUUACAAAGACGACUCCAACGAUAAGAACAGUGAGCUGUCAUCGGACAGUUUUACAGACCGGGGUCACGAACAAGUUCUGAACAACUUCUACGACUUCUCUAAUAUCCUGCCAGACACGUCAGAGGACAGAAGAGAUUCCCUGUCAAUUUCCAACCCACAGGACAAGUUUAGGGAGAAAGAGAGGCACAGGCAUUCUUCUUCAUCGUCGUCCAAAAAGAGUCAUGACAAGGACAAAGAGAAACUGAAAAAAGAAAGAGCGGACAAGAAGGACAAGUCAGAAGAGAUCAGGGAGUCGUUCGGCCGCAGAGAGAGCUUAUCAGUUGAAAAAGAGCCCAUGCCCCUGGAAGCCGACCAGUACACUUUUCCAUACGGUUCUAAGGGCGACGGAGAGGAUGACCUGGAUAAGACUCUGGAGUUUGAGAAGGAGAUGAGCAAAAAGGACAAGACAAACAGCAUCAUCACCAGUGACAAGUUCAAGGACAAAAAGAAAAAAGAGAGGCACAAGGAAAAGACCAGGGAAGAGAAACAUAAAUACUCAGACGGCCUCGGGUUCUUCAGACACGGUAAAGACGAUCAGAAGUUUGGGCUAAAAGAAAACCCUCAAGUCACCAGUCUGAAGGAAAAGACGAAAGAAGAUGGUGCCAAAUGUGACGGCAAAAACAAGGACAGAAACAGAGACAUACAAGACAAAGAUAAAAACGAAUAUAACAAAAUCAAAGAUCGACUCACUGACAGCGAAAAACUCAACCAGUCAAAAGACACAGCUCGCAAAGACGUCCGACCACGCGAGAAGCUUCUGGUUGACGGCGAUCUCAGACUAACAAGCUUCGAAAAAAUGCUGAGUUUAAAAGACCAGGAAAACGAAGAGCGCCACAAGAGACACAAGGAAAGGAUGAAGCAGAUGGAAAAGCUGAGGCAUAAAUCAGGAGACCCGAAGCUUAAAGACAAAACCAAAUCGAACGCAGAUAUCAAAAAGAACAGCGCCGAUCUGUCAUCCAAGAAAUCCAGCAUGUUAGAAUCCGCCCUCAAAGAAAAGAAGCUCAAAGAUGUUAGUCUUCCAUCCCAGAUCAUGUCUCCUGAUCGUAAAUCCCAGCCCAUGGACAGCCAGAACUCUAAAGACUGGCUGACAGGUCAUCAGAUGAAAGAAAAUCUCCCGGCGUCACCAAGGCCCGACCAGAACAGGCCGACUGGGGUGCCCACUCCUACGUCGGUUAUUUCGUGCCAGAGCUAUGACGAAGUCAUGCAGACUCCCCGCACGCCAUCUUGCAGUGCAGAGGACUACCCAGAUAUCAUGUUUGAUGACUGCCAAAACUCGUCGUUGACGAUGUCCAUGAAUGCCUGCUCGCCAUCGUUCUUUGAUAGAUACUCCUCCCAGAACUCAUCCCAUAGCUUUCCUGAAGGAACCUGCAUCACGCCAGCCAAGAACAUGCAGUUACCCCUCGAGAGUCGGUCGGUCAGCUCAGAUGUAAGACGACCUCUGGACGAGGAGUUCAAGGCGGAAGCCAACAAGUUCCUCAGGCAGCAGAAUGCACCUUCAGCUCCGGAGUUCGAGUCCUCAAACUCGCACCUUCAUGAGGACAAAAUGGACAGGCUCGAUUGCCUCCCCUCUCCAUACCUCUCGCCCCGCAAUGGCAUGCUGUCUCCCAGACUUGAUCCUACACAGUCUGUACCAGAUAGAACCUCUGCAGCCAAUUCCAUCAACGAACUCCCCCCUGAGAGCAUGGACAACUAUCUCAUGAAGCCCUCAACUCCAGUCCACAGACCUGACCCGCAGGAGCCGUGCCUGGACAUAGCUGCCCCUCCGACACCGGCUCCUGCAGCUUUGCCUCCGAUGGAUAUUGAUGACCUAUCUGAACCCCAUCAGAGCGAGCCCAGCUUGUUGCCUUCUGAUCCAGUGAGCGGCAGCGAAUAUUUACCUCCUCUUGUGGAGGAGCGAGAUGAAGACGAUGAGAACGAUGAAGAAGAGGAGGAGGAGGACGAUGACGAUGACGAAGAGGAAGAUAAUCCACAGGAUGCAGCUGAAACUAAAAUGGCUACCGAUCAGGUCAUGCAGUCCGCAGAAGAUCCCACGUAUUCUUUCGGGAAUGUUAUAAAGCCCUGGCCCGAAUCUCCAGACCACAGAGAAGCUGAGAUGCUUCCACUGACACCCUCUCAUCCUCAUGAUAACGUUAUGGAAAACUCUUGUGAUCAGGCAAUAGAGUGGAACUCAGAAGGUAUGAAGUCACCACAUGAAAGCUAUGGUGAAGUUGAAGCUGCCGUUUCAAAGAUAAGCAGUCCAUAUUCACACUCGGAUUGUGAACUUCCACCUCUUCCUCCAGCGGUAUCUGUCCAUCAGUCAAUGACGCCUCCUUAUUCCACGUAUUCCAGGUCAUACUGUUCCUCAGAACCUCAUUACGAGGUCGAAAAAGACGACGUGGAAUAUAUUUCCUCGCCACCAAGACCCGAAGCAGAGCCAGAAGAAUCAGAGUCAAGCUUUAUUCCACCUUCCUCGACAUUACUAGAAACUUUCACAGAUAUAAAGCCACACGACGACGAGAACCAAAUGGACGUCGAGCCGUUAUGUGAAACCGAGGAAAACAAGGUGGAAUCUCUUAAUUAUGCCCCUGAGAGCAACAUUGCACAGUCAGUAAGCCAUGACUCUCGCUGGGCUGACCCCUUCUCUGCUGAAGUUGACGAACUCGAUGACCUGGGUCCUUUCUCUUUGCCAGAACUUCCUUUCCCAGAAAAAGAGAUACAGGAGCCUGAAAUUGCAGCCCCGGACAUGGCGGAGACCAAACAUCCUCCCCCACAAACAAGAGAAACGGCAAUGGAAACCAGCAAAGAGCUAGAGGUCCUAGAUGUUGCCUUUCCAAGUUUGACUAAAGCCCCAUGUUCUCCUCCGGUUGUUCCUCUUUGUGAGCCUGCUCAGGAUAUGGAACCACCUGCUCCCGAAGAGUGCUACAUACCCAAUCAUGAGCAUAAACCAGAGCUCGAAAACAUCCAGGAAGUUCCAACCUUAACGGAAGCAAUUCAGAAAGAAGUUGGCACGUUUGUUGCCCGGGAUGAGGGUGAUGGGAACAUGUAUUCAACUACGGAUGAAGAGAAUGGCCAGAAAUAUCAACAGAAAGAUCUAUCCACAGAUGCCUUGUCACCAGUUUUAGUAGCGCCAUUUUUGGACCCAGUGACACCCUUGAAAAUUGAUCAGAUUGCACCAAACCCGGUGGUAGCCUUGGGUCCCUCAUGCAAUUCUUGCUUGUCAGCACCAGUAUUAAGUGUCAUAUCAACUAUUACCACCCAAAUAUCAGAGGCCCUGGAUACAACAAUCAAACCCCCAGUUGUCACAACACCCGUGACUCCCAAAAAGGUUGAAGAGGUAUCCCAGCGGAUAACUCGCAAUCGAGCUCAGAUGCUGGCCAACCAGAGUAAACAGAGCGCAUCCACGGCGGCUUCCUCUGUCUUAACCACAAGCAUCAUCACUAUCGCUUCGUCCUCAGGAGAGAAGGAAAAAGAGACCAUCAGCACCAUCUCUCUGCAGGCUACGACCCAAGCGCCACCUUCUCUGGUCACCAAAGCCAAAGGCCGCGCCGUCGAGGAAGACGAUGGCCAGUCGCAGCAUCCGCGCAAACGGAAGUUUCAGAAAUCGGGCCAGCAGCCGGUCCAAGUACAGCUCGUCAACACGGCCAUGCAGCAGACACGGGAGAUGAUUCAGCAGACGCUGGCGGUCAUAGUGAACGCGAUCAAGCUGGAUGACAUCGAGCCCUACCAUAGCGACAGGUCCAACCCUUAUUUCGAGUACCUGCAGAUUCGGAAAAAGAUCGAAGAGAAGCGGAAGAUUCUGUGUUACAUAACUCCUCAAGCUCCACAGUGCUACGCGGAAUAUGUGACGUACACCGGCUCCUACCUUCUUGAUGGCAAACCGCUGAGCAAACUGCAUAUUCCGGUGAUCGCUCCACCUCCAUCACUGUCCGAGCCUUUGAAAGAACUCUUCAGGCAGCAGGAAGCAGUGAGGGGGAAACUGCGACUCCAGCACAGCAUUGAACGGGAAAAGCUGAUCGUGUCAUGUGAACAAGAGGUCCUGCGAGUUCACUGCAGAGCGGCGAGGACUAUCGCUAAUCAGGCUGUUCCGUUCAGUGCCUGCACCAUGCUGCUGGAUUCCGAGGUGUAUAACAUGCCAUCAGAGAGCCAGGGGGAUGAAAACAAGUCUGUAAGAGAUCGCUUUAACGCUCGUCAGUUUAUCUCCUGGAUUCAAGACGUGGAUGAUAAAUAUGACCGCAUGAAGACGUGUCUGCUCAUGCGGCAGCAGCACGAGGCCGCAGCCCUGAACGCGGUGCAGAGGAUGGAGUGGCAACUCAAAGUGCAGGAGCUGGACCCUGCCGGACACAAAUCUCUCUGCGUCAACGAGGUCCCAUCCUUCUACGUGCCAAUGGUCGACGUCAACGACGACUUCGUACUGUUGCCCGCGUGACACGAAGACGCCUGGGCGCCCGGAGCACGGUCCUCCAAUCCUCCGUUUUCAAAGAGACCUCAGACAGCGAGUUCGGUAAAGGGCUAGCCGUUUCCAAGAGAAGCUUUUCUUUGAGAAGAUUAUAUAAGCAUAUAUCAUACAGGAGGUAAAAGAAAAAAACCAAACUGUCGCCUUCUGUCCAAAGAAGGAGCGAAUUUUACCUGGGGGAAAACACACGACUUGCACUUUCAUCCUUCUUAUGCUUUCGUUUGGAAUUUAAGAAGCAACACGGUUUUACUUUGAAGCUUAUCCACCCCUCCCUGCUGGUUGAUUCGGGUGAGAAGAGACGGGGAUUCCGAAAUUGAUUUUCUUUACUUUUUAUCCCCUGCGACUAAAUUCCAAAAAAAAAAAGCCGGGCUUCUCCCGUGCUCCUCACCCUACAACAUCAGGGACGGCCCGCUGGAGGCGGUGAACAGAACCCGGCCCGAGGGGCGGCCGUCUUUUAGACGUGAGGCGCGAGAUCGCUCCGCCGAUCGCUCGAACGUCCACGGCUACGGCAUGUAAGCGUGCUGUCAGACUCUGAUCUCGCGCAGAGGAGAGCAGAAUGCCCGCAGCGCCCCGUGACGGGGCGGUGUUGCCGGCGAGCCUCAGCGCCAGAGUGAGGACUAGCAUCCUCAGAAAUAACAGAGGAUAACAGAGUACCUGAUCGAGCACGCAGGAUCCUACUUUCUCUGUGCAACAAGCCAGAACGGAGACAAGAGGACGAGAAUUCAGGAAGGCAGUGUUUGCAGAGACUUGGUUUUAAAGCCGAUUUUGUUUUGUUUUGUUUUGUUUUCUUUACUCGGGCAUUUCAUUGUUCCCUUUCUGCGAACAUGACUUGAAACACUACAGAGCCAAUGUUAGUUUAAUGGAGAAAAAAUACAAACAAAAAAACAAAAACAAAAAUUGUAUCCCGUAAAUGAUGUACAGUUUUUAUAUUCGUUAACCGAUGUAUUCUCGCUGCCUUCUAGAUAAUUUAUUUUGCCACCCAUUACUGCACAGUUGUAAAUAACUUAUGUACUGUAACAUCACACAGUUAUGUGUAAAAAAUAAAUGAAUAAAAAUAAUCUUUGUAUGUACAGUUCACUUUUGGGCAGCCUUUCCCCCAUCCCUUACCCUCGGGCCAAAAUGUAUACACAUUGUCAGUAUUUUAAGGACCUGCGUGUAUAUGUGUGUACGGGUUCUUGAGGUUCUGUCCCAGGUCGGUCAGAGUGUGCGUCCCAUCCCGGACCACCUCCACCUGUAUUGAUCCAUUAUUGCGUAAUCCCUCAGAAUGAAAGAGUCAGGGCUGUGAGUGUAGUUCUCAGAUGUAGCAGAGCGAAUAUGGAAUUAUUUAAAUAAUAGUAGAGGUCUAUUAUUCAUCGCUUUAAUACACAAGUAUGUAACUUUGGUAAAAAGAAAAGGAAAAAAAAAAGAAAACCAAGAAAAUGCCUUUCUAAACUCACCGUUUUCUUUUCAAGCCGGACACGUUAUGUUUGAUCAUCAGCAGCACAUGAGCCGAUAUAACCUGAUAUUAACCUGACCCCGCAUCUGUAGUUAUUAGCCGUCUGUCUCCCCGAGUUUUUCCUUCAUGUUUAUCAUGGACACGUUUUCUUUUCUGCACAAAUCACAAAUAGCUGGUUGUCAAAUUCAGGAUGGUGGUGUUUCCGGAUCAUGUGAUUUCUGAAGAUUACUGAUUAGCAUAGCUUUUCUCUUCCUUUAUUAUUUUAUUUCUUUCUUUCUUUUUUUUGUCCAGUGAGAUAAAUAAAAUAUAAAAUAACAUAUUAAUCAACAAGACACUCAAUUUUUUUUUGUAUUUGUGGGCUCUUGGAUUGUUUCCAUAGUUACAGUCUUCACAGAUCCCUCACAUCGUAUGUAGUGAUUUUUCUUUCUCCGUUUUAUCCUCAAAGCACAAAUCUCACCACCUAAACAGCUGCGUGUAGUGCACACGUUUUAAAUCCGGGUUUAUAACAAGGCUCUUUAAUAUUUCUAUUACAGUUACUAGUAUUGCCUUUUAAUUUUUAUUCCCCUCAAAAUCUCUCUUUUAAGAUCCGUAUCUAUAUUUUUAUUUUUAUGUUUUAUCACUUAUAGCUGCCUGUAUUCAGCUUGAGGUUGUGUAACGUAUGCCGUUUGCCCACCAGGCUUGUGUUUGUUUGGGUUUUCCCAUGUUUUAUUGUGUGUGUGCAUCAUGUGACCCUGUUUACACCUGGAUGUUUUAUGCAUCGGGUAUCCAGAUUGUAUCCGACGCUGCCUGCGUAAAUUCGAAUCUGAUUCCUUAAAUGACUUCAGAGAUUGAAAUUUAGAUAAAAUCUCGCCGCGUUUGACAACAGGGUGUCUAUGUUCCACCUCCCAGUAGGUAGGGCGUCCUUAUGUCUGAAUGAGUGAGGAAAUGAGUGUGUAGUGCUCUAAGUUCCUAGGUGUGUAUAAAUAACUGACUGUAAGAUGUCCUAAGUGUUCAUGAAUAAGUAAGUAGGUGUGUAAUGCGUGUAAUGCCAAUAAGUGAAAGAGUGAGUGUGUGAUGUGAUGCUGGGGAUCCUUAGAUGUGAAUGAGUGAAUGACUGCACUAACACAUUACAGGUUGUUUCACACUAACCUAUUUACUUUCUAUUUGCACCUAGGGACAGAUUAGAAUAGCCAAUCCACCUACUGGCACCCCAGUUUUUCCAAUUAGGUUCCUACGCAGGAUUAAACAGUAAGUAAUGAUGUAUGAUUGAUAAAAGAAACACAUCCAGACUGCCAGUGUGGACGCCUUCAUAAUGACACCAUACUGCACUCAGAUUUCGAUUGGCUAGCUAGAUAUAGUGGUAGGAUACGAUGUGGAUACCAAUUUUGCUGAUGUAAACGGGCUCCAGGUUGUCACACGUUGCAGUUUUGUGCCGGGUGCUAUUAUUCUUUCAAUAGGUUCUGUUUAAAUUGUAUCGUUAAAUUGAUCCCUUGUGUUUUCAUCGCCGCAAAAACAGCAAACCAAAAGUAAAUUGGUCGGUCGAAGUGGUUAUUCCAGUGCAACCCAAUCCUCAAACGGUGGUUUUAAAAACAGAAUGUAUCCCAUUACGUCUUUGCAAUCUCGCUAUUGUUUACAGAAGCAUCAUCGUGUUGUGUCGAAAUUGUUGAAGCUCUUUGUUACUUUUGAUUUCUUUGCCGUUCUUGAUUCUUUUAACGGAGGCUUGAAAUUGUGAUGCUUUUAUGUAGCAGUUUUACAUGGUGGUCAUCCAAACCUCUGAGAACCUCUUUCAUAGACAGUACCAAUUUUCGGACUGGAUUUAAUUUCUCCCAUCUGACCUCUAAACACAUUAUUACCUCUGUGAUUUGUCUGGUGGCACUUUUUCUUUUUACACAAUGUCCGGUCACAAUUUCAAGCCUCUUCUAUAUUUUUUUAUCCUUACAUGCAUUGAUCAGACAAUAAAUGUUUCUGGAAAUGGAAAUUGAUCCAUAAAGCGUGUAGAUCUAUUCUUUAAAUGGUGAAAAAUAACCUAUUUAUUAUCCUUUCUGACACCUGUGGUAUGUUCGAGUUGGAGAUCUUGGCUGUGUAAAUUUUCCUCUUGUAGUCAGUAAAGAAAAGAGACAUUGUACAUAAAGCUGUAUAUAAUAAUUGCCCAGGACCUUUUGCACCCUCCUCUUUGUACUAGUCAGAUCUUGCGUAGAAAUGUGGGGUUCUAACAGCGACGAGAUGCUGCGGGUGAUGUAACAAAAGUCACUUUGGUUUCCUUUCAUUUAAAUUUUGUUUUGUUCUUUUUUUUUUUUCCUUCUUUUGUACAAUGUAGUUGAAUUGUGUACAUAUUGUUGGAGCAGCUAUGGGAGGGAAGGGUGUGUUGAUGCUAUCGUCAGUGCUGUCAGAGACCCAGUCAGUACUUUCUCCUCUAGCUGUCGAUAUCCUGCAAUUCAAACGCGAGAAAUUACAAAAUAAUAAAAAAAAUUAAUGGAGUAAAAAAUUAAAGUUGUUAUUUUCUACAGUUGCAUGUACAGAGAGCGCGAGAACUGCUGUUGUUCCUCAGAGAUUAUGUUCGUAAAUAAAUUUUUGAAAUAUGA